AUGCAGUACACCAAGAUCCUGGCUCUGGCCACCCUCUUCGUAUCCAGUGCCCUCGCCGCCCCGGUAGUGGAAGCUCGCGCGUGUGCCGCGACUUGCGGUAAAGUCUGCUACACUAGCAGUGCCAUCAGCGCCGCCCAGGACGCGGGCUACGAGCUCGAAUCCGCGAAUGAUGAUGUCAACAACUACCCCCACGAGUACCACAACUACGAGGGUUUCGACUUCCCCGUUUCAGGAACAUACUACGAAUUCCCCAUUCUCAGCAGUGGCAAGGUGUAUACCGGUAGCUCUCCUGGUGCGGACCGUGUUAUUUUCAACGGUGACAACGAGCUAGCUGGCGUUAUCACUCACACUGGUGCCAGCGGUAACAACUUUGUGGCAUGUACCUAG
Penicillium robsamsonii is the source of this 387-nucleotide messenger RNA. RefSeq names its product extracellular guanyl-specific ribonuclease RntA. Gene Ontology annotation, molecular function: RNA binding; RNA nuclease activity. The record is from RefSeq and is a predicted model, not a curated record. The transcript is spliced from 2 exons. Bases 1 to 387 code for a protein of 128 amino acids. NCBI's taxonomy places the organism in Eukaryota, Fungi, Ascomycota, Eurotiomycetes, Eurotiales, Aspergillaceae.